Molecule: messenger RNA, 1663 nt
Organism: Suncus etruscus (white-toothed pygmy shrew)
Lineage: Eukaryota; Metazoa; Chordata; Mammalia; Eulipotyphla; Soricidae
Gene: VSTM2A
Product: V-set and transmembrane domain containing 2A
Exons: 5
Coding region: 80-790 (236 amino acids)
Source: RefSeq, a predicted model, not a curated record
CUUGCUUGGAGGGGCUCUUGGUGACACUGAUGUGACCCCCCCCCUGCCCGUUGAUUUUAUUUUAUUAUUUUUUUUUGGAAUGAUGGGGAUCUUUUUGGCAUAUGUUGGAUUUGUUUUCUUUUCCGUUUUCUACGUGCAGCAAGGGCUUUCAUCGCAAGCCAAGUUCACCGAGCUGCCGCGGAACGUGACUGCGACCGAGGGCCAGAACGUGGAGAUGGCGUGCGCCUUCCAGAGCGGCUCCGCCUCGGUGUACCUGGAGAUCCAGUGGUGGUUCCUGCGGGGGCCCGAGGACCCGGAGCCUGGCGCGGAGGUGGCCGGUGCGCAGGUGGAGCUGUUGCCCGAGCGCGACCCCGACAGCGACGGGACCAAGAUCAGCACAGUGAAAGUCCAAGGCAAUGACAUAUCUCACAAGCUUCAGAUUUCCAAAGUGAGGAAAAAGGAUGAAGGCUUAUAUGAGUGCAGGGUGACAGACGCCAAUUAUGGAGAGCUCCAGGAACACAAGGCCCAGGCCUAUCUCAAAGUCAAUGCCAACAGUCACAAUCGAAGGAUGCAGGCCUUUGAAGCUUCACCCAUGUGGCUGCAGGACAUGAAGCCCAGGAAGAACGUCUCUGCAGCUGCCCCCAGCAGCCUCCACAGCUCAACCAACCAGCGAAUGCACUCCACCUCCAGCCCUCAAGUGGUAGCCAAAAUCCCCAAACAAAGUCCACAAUCAGGUGCGAGGAUAGCUACAAGCCAUGGACUUUCUGUCCUGCUUCUUGUUUGUGGCUUUGUGAAGGGUGCUUUGCUUUAAUCUAAAGUGCUGACUUUUUUUCCAAUAUCACUUUCUCUUCUUAAAGCAAAGAGCAAAUCGCCUGUAAAAUCUUCGGAGCGGACAGCAAAGUUGACCCUAAACUCCAAGCACCACUCUGCACCCACUGUACUCUAGUUACCUACCUACAUAAGGAUCACCUGCUUCCGGAAGCAUACAUGAAGAGGCUUACCACAUGCUUUGUUCACAAUAUUUUCUUUGGCCAAUCACUGAUUCUUUCUUGCAAGACAAUUAGUGUGAAGUAAUAGGACAUUUUCUAAUAGCAAGAUCUAUUUUUUUCCUUUCUUUUGGCUACUCGGGAGCAUCACGUCAUCUACCUGACUGUCAGGGGUUGGUCUGAACGUCAAUGGGAUAAUAAAUAUUUGCCAUGAUCACUGAUUUCCAACAAAGAGACACAUAUCUUCAAGGAAGCAAACAGAUCUAAAGGAAAACAGAAUACAAGCUAUCAAACAAAACCCCCAUUUGAGGGUGCAGGAUCAAAAAUGACCAAUGCUACAAAUCAGCAAGAACCUGCUUUGAAAUAAUAACUAACAAAAGAAGUAGUUUUGUUUAUCUUUGCUCUUUUUUUAAUUUUUUGGAUUUUUCUUUUUCUUGAUUAUAUUUGUUGUUCAAUGGUGACAAGUGUUGAUUGUGGCCAAUCCCUGUCAAUCUUGGGAGGUUACUAUAAAUACAUUUGAGUGUUCUCUCUUUCAAUGUAUUUUAAUUCAUUUUGCAAUUCCUGUAUAUGCAAACUUGAUCCAUUCUGUAAAUUGCUUAUAGUAUGUGUGAUACAACUUCACAAUAGAUAGACUAUGAUCCUCAUGCAAGCUGAUUUUUAUCAUUAUAUAUAUAAAUAAAUGCAUAUGAAUAUCUCUA